CUCUGUAUUGCACGGUGAAAUGAGUCCUGUGCUACCAUGCUUUACAUUUAUUAAUCAAUUUUACUGUUACUGCAGUAGUUCAAUUUACUGUGCAGAGGCGAUCGUCAAUCUGCAGAUCGGACGGCUGAAAUUUGAGAUCACUGCAGAUUACUCUGCGCGAGCCACUCCAUUUCAAAUCCGUGAUCUCUCGUCACCCAAUCCACCGACCGGAGAAGCGGCGCAUAAACUCCGGCGAGCCCGGCGGCGAAGGUGGGAUCCUCCCUUAGCCGUCGACCGUACACCCCCAUCCCCUAACCCGUGAGACCGCCCCGCAUCUCUCUUCACCGGUGCCUGGCGUGCGGGAGAGGGAGGGAGUGGGGCCCCGGGGGCUAGGGUUCCGACCAGCGAGGACGCGGGGGCGGCCACUCCGAUGGCGGCAGAUGUGGGCGAGCGGCUGGAGGUUGACGACGUCUUCUCUUUGGCCGACGACCUCGUGGGCGUGCUCCGCGGCACCGACGACGCCGACGCCCUCGCGCAGGUGGGUGCGAGCGCGCGGAUGCUGCGGUCCGCCUGCCACUCCGAGUCCGACGACCUCGAGCUGCAGCGGAAAGAGUAUCGGGAAAAAAAACACUCCUGCAAGGAAAAGAUAGACGAAGUAAAAGCUGAAACCAUUGCUGAUGAUGAACUUAAUGCACUGCAAAAUAAGAUGGAAGAGAAACUCCAUGAAGAGAAACAGCUUCGCCAAGAUUUAAGAGUUGUACGUGAUGAGCUUGAUAAACUUGACUGUCAAAGAGCUUCUAUAGAAGAAAGAAAGAAUGCUAUCAGGAAGAAGGAGAAAGACAUGCAGAAGGCACAAAGUAUGCUUUCCAUGUGUAUGUCAGUUACAAAUAUCAUGCCAAAUUUGAAAGACCAGGAUAAGAUCUCCGGCUAUAUUGUCGACAAGAAUGGGAAGAAGAUAGAGAAGUUCGAGUUUGAGAAGAAGACGUCACCAGUUGAGAUCUGCAGCAAACUCUGGACGAAGAUUUAGCGCGCGCAGACCAUUGUUAUUGUACGGUGGCGAGAAUUGUGCUUGUGGAUGGUGGACCGCCCACUAACAUGAAUACAGUUCGCCACAUUGUUUGUAUUAUUUAGUUUUGUGACAUUGUAAUGUUUCGGGCAUGUUGGCAAACAGAUCGGGCUAGCUUUCAGUUUGAGCUCGAUGAAUACUACUGAAUCUUAGGCUAUGUUUGUUUGA
Phragmites australis (common reed) is the source of this 1213-nucleotide messenger RNA. Its product is annotated as kinetochore protein SPC24 homolog. Bases 410 to 1006 code for a protein of 198 amino acids. NCBI's taxonomy places the organism in Eukaryota, Viridiplantae, Streptophyta, Magnoliopsida, Poales, Poaceae. Gene Ontology annotation, biological process: regulation of chromosome segregation. The record is from RefSeq and is a predicted model, not a curated record. The transcript has 5 exons.